Molecule: messenger RNA, 1006 nt
Organism: Cariama cristata (Red-legged seriema)
Lineage: Eukaryota; Metazoa; Chordata; Aves; Cariamiformes; Cariamidae
Product: ribose-phosphate pyrophosphokinase 1-like
Exons: 4
Coding region: 131-475 (114 amino acids)
Biological process (GO): 5-phosphoribose 1-diphosphate biosynthetic process; purine nucleotide biosynthetic process
Cellular component (GO): cytoplasm; ribose phosphate diphosphokinase complex
Molecular function (GO): ATP binding; ribose phosphate diphosphokinase activity; magnesium ion binding
Source: RefSeq, a predicted model, not a curated record
UUCCAAAGCAUUCUGGUCACUUCAGGUUUGCCAAACUCGCUGGUUAAGAGUGACCUCCAUUGCGGAUCGAUUGAAUGUAGACUUUGCCCUCAUUCACAAGGAGCGCAAGAAGGCCAACGAAGUGGAUCGCAUGGUGCUGGUGGGUGAUGUGAAAGACAGAGUGGCCAUUCUGGUAGACGAUAUGGCAGACACAUGUGGUACCAUCUGUCAUGCUGCGGACAAGCUUGUGUCAGCUGGAGCCACCAAAGUUUAUGCCAUCUUAACUCAUGGGAUCUUUUCUGGGCCAGCAAUUUCUCGGAUCAACAAUGCCUGUUUUGAGGCAGUUGUAGUCACAAACACAAUACCCCAGGAGGACAAGAUGAAGCAAUGCCCUAAAAUCCAGGUGAUUGACAUCUCAAUGAUCCUUGCAGAGGCCAUCAGGAGGACUCAUAAUGGGGAAUCUGUCUCCUACCUAUUCAGCCAUGUCCCUUUAUAACAACAGAUGUCAGCUGCUGCUUGUGUGGCUUUUUUUAAAACCAAAAGUUGUUCAGCUUGUUGUAAAGUUCAGUAGAAGACUCUGCUUGUUCCAGUGCAGUUCUCCACAGCUCCUCCUGCUUAAGUCAGGCUUACUGACUCUGAUCCCAACACUGGGAGGCUGGAGGGAGGAAGCUCAUCUCUGUAACACUCCAACUCCACCAGCAACCCUGUGCAUUGGGGUUCAUCAGUAGUUAUUGACUCAAUUCUGCAGAUCUGUGGAGAGCGGGACUGACACAUGGCUAAUUGCCACAAUUAUUUUGGGGGGGUGGGGGUGGAGAGGGUUUGUCUGUGGGCAGGGUUAGAUGAUCUGGCAUGCGCACCCUAAACUGUUUGGGAAGUAGAGCUCCCUAGGACAUGUUGAUGUGGAUCUACAGCAAGAGCCUGAGAGACUGCUGGCUGUCUUACCACUCUAUACCUGAGAGAAGCCCUUGAAGAGCAAUGGGGAAGGCUUGUAUCUUGGCCAAGCUUGACCCUAGGUGAAGCCCUGGGG